UUAAAUUGGUCAUUAGUCUCAACUCUCAUCUUCGUCCGCACAUUCGACAAGUGGUAACAAUAUCCAAACACUCUCACUCCGCCAUGGCCACCGUGCUCGAAUCCCUCGCCGUUCUCCCUCGCCCUUCCGCCACCGCCGCCGCCGUAUUCUCCCCUCGCCGGAGCUACCCCAAGCUGCCGCAAUACGCGGGUCUCAAGGCCAGACCCAGGCCCAUCGCCUCCACUCGCCUCACUGCUUCGCCCGCCGCCGCUGCCAGAGUUGUUAAUCGCACCGCACGCGUCGGCGUCGUGUGUGAGGCUCAGGAUACCGCCGUUGAAGUGGCUUCUAUUACUGAUGCAAAUUGGCAAUCGCUUGUCCUUGAAUCUGAAUUUCCCGUUUUGGUUGAAUUCUGGGCUCCAUGGUGUGGUCCUUGCCGAAUGAUCCACCCCAUAAUUGAUGAGCUUGCAAAGCAAUAUGCUGGGAAGCUCAAGUGCUACAAACUUAACACUGAUGAGAGCCCUUCAACUGCUACUCGUUAUGGCAUUCGAAGUAUCCCAACUGUUAUGAUCUUCAGGGAUGGUGAGAAGAAAGAUACUGUUAUUGGUGCUGUGCCCAAGUCAACAUUGACCUCGAGCAUAGAAAAGUUCGUAUGAUGUGGUAAGUGAUGAUGACAUUUGCUGGAAAUAAACUUAUACAGCCAUGCUCUAUGUUGCGAAGGAAAAUUGCUAGAAACAUUGAUGUAGCUGCGCUGACUAUGUUAUUUGGCGGAAAUCAUGGGGUAGUCGGUGAUAACUACCCUAUCUUGUGUUUCGUAUAGUAACAUUUAGUAUCUAUUUUCCAAAGUUAUAAUUUCUUCUAGUUUCUACACCUCUUAGCCCUUGUAUCAAGUUUCGAUAAUUUGCUUGCUUAAAUACUCAUUGUGCUCUGUAUAGUUAUCGAUGCAUCCUUAUUUUCUGUUUUUUAGAUUAUUCUACUAGUUACCAAUAUGUUAAGUAAAUUUACCAUUAAACUAGAGUACAUUUUAAAUUGAUUUUGCA
Messenger RNA from Lotus japonicus, 1016 nucleotides. RefSeq lists its product as uncharacterized. Bases 84 to 632 code for a protein of 182 amino acids. NCBI's taxonomy places the organism in Eukaryota, Viridiplantae, Streptophyta, Magnoliopsida, Fabales, Fabaceae. The record is from RefSeq and is a predicted model, not a curated record. The transcript is spliced from 2 exons. Gene Ontology annotation, molecular function: oxidoreductase activity, acting on a sulfur group of donors, disulfide as acceptor; protein-disulfide reductase activity. Gene Ontology annotation, cellular component: cytoplasm.